This is a messenger RNA of Hypomesus transpacificus, 5296 nucleotides long. It is a transcript of the gene whrnb, whose product is annotated as whirlin b. Gene Ontology annotation, cellular component: stereocilia ankle link complex; photoreceptor inner segment; cilium. Gene Ontology annotation, molecular function: protein binding. NCBI's taxonomy places the organism in Eukaryota, Metazoa, Chordata, Actinopteri, Osmeriformes, Osmeridae. The record is from RefSeq and is a predicted model, not a curated record. The transcript has 13 exons. Gene Ontology annotation, biological process: sensory perception of sound; auditory receptor cell stereocilium organization. The coding region runs from base 481 to 3468 and encodes 995 amino acids.
UCCUCACCACCGCAGCGGAGGCAGCCUUGAGGGACGAAGGAUUUUAUCAUUAUUUUUGCAUCUCCAUGUCAACGAGCAUCACUUUUUUUGUUGACUGUAACAUAACAGUGAAGAACGGACUGUUUGAGAUCACUUAAAUACUUUUUGUGAAAAUAAAACAUUAAGGAAUAGGCAAACGGCACGUUUAACUUGUCACCAAAGGAGGACUCCGGUGUCUUGGUUAAUACAACUUAUUUGGAAACAUAAACUUCGUGCAUCAAGCCGAAAAUCAACUGUGAUAUCACGGACGUUAAGUUUUGAGCAAUCAUUUUACUAACCAAGCAAGGAUGACAAUGUUCCACUUGACUCUCCUUCCAGACUCGCGUCGUGGUGCCGCGUUUUCGGAGUGGAGAGAAAUCAACAAAAGUCAGUCAACGAAAACAUACGUUUGAAGCAGCUAUAUAACUAUCUGUGGUGUGGUGUUUUCGGUUAUGUUGUAGGAUGAGCACUGAUCUGGAGCGCGUUUCACUCAAUACACCAGUGAACUCGGCAGGCUUGGGUGGCCGCGCGCUCUCAGCCAAUGUUCGGAAGCUCCACAACGCUCUCAACCUACUGCUCAACGACUUUGAGAGGGAGCAGUUUAUUCAUUGUCUCAAUGUUUAUCACGCCAAGCGCAACGUUUUUGACUUGGUUCAAACUCUGAAAGUGAUCCUAGACACGGCAAACAAACGUCAACUACUGCCCAUGUUGCGUUUGGUCAUUCCACGUUCAGACCAGCUACUGUUCGACCAGUACACGUCUGAAGGGCUCUACCUAAAGACGGAUCUGCUUGCAAGCAGUAGCAAUAACACAGAAAACUCUUCUGAAGUGGGCAAUGCAAAUCAUGUCCCAAUUCCCACUACGCACUUUGUUAGUCCGCAUGAGCAGUCUUGCCACGCAUCGCCAGCUGCGUGUCCUGAUGGUUUCAGCACCACGGCUGAAGGGACCUUGGCCCAACAUCCUGGUUACGCACUCAUGCAGGAUCCCUACGGAGAGAUCCGUCAAGUGACCCUGAGGCGCAGCAAGAGCAAAGAAGGUUUAGGGUUUAGUAUCCGCGGAGGGGCCGAGCACGGUGUGGGAAUCUAUGUGUCCUUAGUGGAACCUGGAUCUUCAGCCGAGAAGGAGGGACUGAGGGUCGGUGAUCAAAUAGUGACAGUUAACGACAUGGUGUUUGACAGAGUCACACAUGUCGAUGCCGUCAAGGUUCUGAAAGGCUGUAAGAAGCUGGCCAUGUCGGUGUGUUCUGUGGGCCGUAUUCCUGGAGGAUACAUAACCAACCACAUCUACACCUGGGUGGAUCCCCAGGGACGAAGCGUGUCCCCUCCCUGUGACCUCCAGGAGACACGGCCAGACAGCCUGAGAAGAGGACACUCACUGGAGGGCAUGGAGAGGACGGUGAGCCUGAACCUGGAUGACGGGCGUUCUCUGGGCCUGAUGAUCCGAGGAGGGGCAGAGUAUGGCCUGGGCAUCUACAUCACUGGAGUGGACCCUGGAUCAGCAGCAGAUGCUGGGGCGUUGAAGCGAGAUGAAGGAUGCCUUUCUGCUCUCCAGCUGGCUGUGCAGUCAGAGGUGGGCGACCAGAUCUUGGAGGUGAACGGUCGGGGCUUCACGACCAUCCCCCACGACGACGCCGUGCACGUCCUGAAGACGUGUCACCGCCUGCUGGUGAGGGUGCGAGACGUGGGCAAGCUGCCCCACGCCCGCACCGUGGUGGACGAGACCAAGUGGAUCACCAGUCCUUCCAUCGCGGAGAGCACAGCCGGCACCGCCGUCGCUAACGCACGACCUUUGUCGGGCCGGGCUACACCUGCAUUAGGAAAGUCUGUGUCUCGGGGUGUGGGCCCUCCGGGGACCCAGGUGUCUCUAGAGGAGCAGGCCUUCCUGCUGCUGACCGACCCAGAGAGACAGACCAUGGGCUACUAUCUCCAAGAGUACCAGGGGGGCAACAUAGGCGUGGAGCCCCUGGCUAUGGCCCUGUUUGAGCUCUUCAACACCCAUGCCAAACUGUCGCUGCUGUCCGACGUGAGGAGCCUGGUGGUUCCCAAGGACUUGGACCUGUACGACGGGCUGGUGCUGCGCCGCGAGAGGGAGGCUCUGAGGGCCUGGCAUGGAGGCCUGGGAGCGGCGCACCCACGGAGCCGCUGCCCGCACGAGGCUUCGCCCGGCCAACAGACCCCGGCUGUGAACGACUGCUUGCAUAGCAGCAGCAAACAGGUAGAGCCGCAGGAAACUGCAAACACUAUUCCGGAAAUUUCCUUGAACGAAGCAAAGACGACAGGUGAGUCCCCCCCAUCUUCCAAGGCCCCGCCCCCCUCCGCCCAGGCAAGACCCCCCCGGGAGAGAGAGCUUUGCAGGCGGCCUUCAUCCAGGCAGGCCCCGUCGGGCCUGGUCUUUACUGCCCCCACCAGGCUGCACCAGGAACAGCACCACAAGUCCGUCAAGUCCCUCGGCUCCGCCAGCCGCCAUAACUCCCCCACCUCGGGCCAGCACGCCUGCUCCAACGCCGGCCUCCACAAUUCCCACGGCUCCCUCCAGCACUCCAGCCCCGCCUCCAACUCUGACCCACACCACCAGCACCCCCACCAGCACCCUCACCCCGGCCGGCCCGGCUCCGGGCACCACACCUGCCCAGGCUCUCUCCACCACAGCUCCUCCUGCUCUGCUCCCCCCAGGGAGACCCCCGCCAAGCCCCCCAUCCGAUCCUGCUCCUACGAGAAGUCCCACACAGCCAUGGGCGCCAACCUGCCUCGGGCCGGCUCCCCUUUCCCCUCCCCCUGUCCCUCCCCCUCUCAGUGUCCCUCCCCCUGCCCCUCCGUGUCGCUGCCCGUACCCCCCUCCCGCACCCCGGAGCGCCCCUGCUCCCCCUCCCUCAGCCAGCACUGUGUCAUGGCGGACGUGCACAGGCUGGCUGCCGACUACAGACAACAGCCUGGUCAGCGAGGGGCCACUCUGUCCCAGCUGUCAGACAGCGGGCAGACUCUGAGCGAGGACAGCGGAGUGGACAUCGCGGAGGCCGGAGGCCUCAGUAAGGACGGCAGCCCUCGGCCCAGUAAGAGCCAGACCCACCAGGCUCCCCAAGGGGCCCAGGCACCUCCAGGACCCCCCUCCCAACAGUGCGGCGCACCCGUCGUGACCGCUACCCUGGUACGCGUGGUGAAGAACGCCGACACCCUGGGCAUCGCCAUCGAGGGAGGGGCCAACACUCGCCAGCCCCUGCCCCGCAUCGUCACCAUUCAGAAGGGGGGGUCAGCCCACAGCUGUGGCCAGCUGCGGGUGGGCCAGGUGAUCCUGGAGGUGAACGGGGUUUCCCUGAGAGGCCGGGAGCACAGGGACGCCGUCCGCAUCAUCGCCGACGCCUUCAAGACCAAAGACAGGGAACACGUCGACUUCCUGGUGGCCGAGUUCAACUCGGCGUAUCUGCAAGGCCUGUGGCAGGACAAUGCGCUUUAAAGUCGCUUGGGUACGGAGAACAGCCCCGAAGGAAGACUGUCUCUUCCCAUCUCCCCUUUCCCCUCUGUUAGAUCUCACCCUUUAUGCUUUAGGACGCCGAUUAAAUGGCGUAAACUGUCGAAGCCGAUGGGGCGUAAAUCCCCCCGCCUGUUUGAAUGAGAGGAAGUUUGGGCUGAGAGGCAGCAGGUGUGAUGGGCUUCUGGGCACCCAGGAGCUGUGCGGCUGCUAUCAGUAGGGGUACAGAGACACGGCCUGACUCGCACCCCCAUCCCUUGCCUGUCUGCUCCGUAGAGAUCUGUCAUCGAAACACAGCAUGUUUUGCCUUAAGAGGAAACCCAUCAACAUAGACGAAUGACCCUGAAUUGACCUCUUGAAAUAAUGGAUCCACUUAAGCUAGCAUCUGACUUCGUCCCUUCUGUCUCCAUUUAGAUUUGACAUUUGAAGAGGUUCAACCAGGAUGGUGCUCUGACACAGGCUGCAUAGACACAAUGUCAAACUAUACCUUUAUAUCAUCUCGACUCAGAUAUCUUUUGUAUAGCUUUCUUAUUGUUUUAUGAACAUAUUCACCCACUGUAUGUGAUAAUCUUGUACAUUGUUUAGCUUGGAGUUUAUUGAGAGUCUGGGGAUUUUGGUUUCUAAAGCUAGCGAAUAUGAGAUUCACAUUUUUAAAUGGGCUGUGAGCUGGCAUUCAAUGUUUCCAUGAUCUCAUUUACUGUUUGGAUCGAGUCAACGUUCCUUAGCUUUUGUUUCAUCUCUAUAGUCCUUAUAGCAAUGAGACUGUAAGACGAAUGUGCCAAAUGGGUGAAUUAAUAUCCACAAACAAAGCCCACAGAUCCAUGCAAACACAAACACAAUCAGUCAGAACUUGCAUAUUCACUGGCACUGUUCACAACUCUAGUCAGACUAAAAAUAGUUAAGGGGAAUCAGAGAAUGAGCUUGUAAGCGAGGGAUAUUUGCCAGUUGGCUGUUAAUGCAUUCAUAAGAAGUAUAUCAAUUAUUGCUAAUGAGCUAGAGAGGACAAGUUAAUAUGAAAUGGAUAUUAACAUGGGCCCCCUGCGUGUGUGGGACAUAUUGUACUGCAUUUUUAUUGUGUGUGUAUGAGUGUACAGGCUAGCAGUGUGUGCUGAUGGUGUGUUGAAAGCCUACCUUCAGGGACCGUUGGAAUGUCAGUUGAUUCCCAACUGAAGUCUCAGCUCUGCGAGUGACAUUGUCCUCGAAUUAUGAAAUAUUAAUGAUCAAGAAGGUUUACAGUCAAAUUGUAUUUUUAGAAAUUGUAAAGAUCUGUUGAGAUUUUGUCAACUGUCCUCAAAGUAUUGCUUAUUUUAUCCAUGUACAGUAUAGAUUCCCCUUGUAAAUAAAUGUAUAGAUAUAUGGAUAUAUAUAUAUAUUCAGUAAAGAGAGAGAAAUGUCAGUGCCACAAAACUACUCAAGAAUAGAAUCCCUUUCACUGAAGGCUGGUUACAAAAUUCCCUUCACUUUCUGAAAAUUAUGUAAAAGGUCAGACUGGAAUGGUUUGACGUGUGGUGUCUAAGUCAACACACAUCCAAAUGUGGGAAUUUGUUGGGUGAAAAUGGGAAUAUUAUCAUCCUGACAGGACCCAUUGUCACUAACUAUGUAUAACCUUUCAUUCUGUUGUACAGUAUUCUCCUCAUUGUGCAGUAGAUGCUAUUCUACACAAUUGUCAAUUGUGUCAGAUUUGAAAUAACGUUGUAGAGCUACAACUGUCAGCAUAUCAGACACAGUACCAACUAUAUUCUAUACACGUACCACAGCCUUUAAGGAGUAAAAUUAUAACCAAAUGCCUACUGCACUAAACGCUUGAUAUAUG